Spirometra erinaceieuropaei is the source of this 24464-nucleotide messenger RNA. NCBI's taxonomy places the organism in Eukaryota, Metazoa, Platyhelminthes, Cestoda, Diphyllobothriidea, Diphyllobothriidae. The record is from the annotation of a GenBank genome assembly.
AUGGUCGAUAGUGGUGUCCCCCAGGGUUCAGUUCUGGGACCCAUUUUGUUCCUUGUCUACGUGGACGAUGCCGCAAGAGAUUUAGACUGUGAAGUAGCAAUGUUUGCGGAUGACAUGAAGAUAUGGAGUGUACUUCGGGGUCCUGCCGAUAAAGACAGACUGGAGAUGAACCUGAAUCGGUUGGAGGAGUGGUCAAACCGUUGGCUCCUGCGGUUCAACGUUGCCAAAUGUAGCAUACUUCGCCUAGGCAACACAGCCAGAUCCGCCAGCACAAGAGGCUACUUUCUGGGCGGUGCAGCCCUACAAGAGGUCGAAGCCCAAAAGGACCUCGGUGUGCUUACGACGAGUUCCCUAAAACCAUCCGCCCACUGUUCGAGGGUGGCAAAAACCGCAAUGUCCGUACUGUACGCCAACAAGCGUGCGUUUAUGAACUUUGACGAAGAAGCUUUCUCUAGGACAUUCGGAACAUUCGUCCGGCCACAUUUAGAGUACGGCAUACAAGCUUGGAGGCCGUGGGCUGUUGUGGAUCAAAGCUCCUUUCCUUAUGCGACCCGCCUAGUAAAUCUGAACCUCUUUCCUUUGAGUUACAGGCAACUUUGCGGAGAUCUCUUGCAAGCCUUCCGCAUUGUAAAGGGGUUGGAUUGCAGUCUGGCCUUCGAGGACUUUUUUGAAUUUGCUACCACGACCAACCUCCGAAGUCACCCGUUAAAACUGCGCACUCAGCAGGCACGGCUGGAUGUGCGGAAGUUCUCCUUCUCGGUUCGGGUGGUCAAACCAUGGAAUGAGCUUCCAGCAGAUGUUGUGAUGUCACCAUCUAAACAAAGUUUUAAGAAGAAUCUGGACAUAUUUAUGUUCCGAAAUGACCAAGAGCGAUGAGAAGUCGAGCUCACCCCCUGUAACUGCUUCUCAUUUUGUCCCACCAUUAUGGGCGUGUUCGAACUAUUUCAGCCCAGAACAUCUAUCUGUACACCACACAUCUUUUACGUUGCAAAUGGUAUUCAAAGGCUUACGCCUAUUUCCCUCAAUAAACUGAACUGAACUAAACUGAACUGCUGUCGAAUACGUCAAAGUUGGCUUCUUUCAAUUUUCCACUACGACUUCGAAAAGAUUAUGAAAGUGGAGUAGCCAAUCGAAAUAACGUGCACUACAAACACUAUAAACCAGAAAGUAGCCAAUAGGCAUAAGAGUUCGAAGUCUCAGGUGGCGUAUGUUAGCCAAUGAAAAGUCGGACUUGCUUGGGCCUCAACGCAUUUAGCGAGAAUUUGAAAUCUGCGUUCGUUCCUGCAGUCGUUUUUCGUUUUCUCUGAUGACUAGUGAGGUGGAUUCGAAUCCCUUUCGCCCUGAUGGUGAGCUCUCAAGGGAGGCGGAACUACUUUUAAAGCACUCGACUAUCCAAAGAGACAAGGUGCUUAAGCCUUUUAACUUUUAUCAUUUACUGCGCCUUCACGAAGGCUUUCUAAAGCCCAACACUUGUUGCUUAAAUAUUUGGUAGUUCCCGCAGGCUUUAUCCCUCUGACUCAGGCCACAGAAUCAAACGGCCUUUUGAUUCGUAUUUACGCUUGGCCUUAUGCCGGUGCUGGUCACCUAAACCUGCUUCAUGAAGCAGGCUUUAUAAAGCGUUUGCGCUUUGUGCUAUACUUGGUUAGUAAGCAAGUGUCUGCCAGCGUCUCAGGCAACGGUUUACAAAUUAUAGAUGUAUUUAUUGUCAGAUUUUUAGUAACUUGCCUUUUUUACCAUCAUUUUGCUCCUCGUAGUAUUUCAGUGUCUCAAUUUUGCCAGGUUCAAUCGUUUCUUUCUUACUCCUCGUACACGUGUACGUGGCAAGAUUCGAUCUCAUUAGCAGGCCACCAUCCAAAUUUUGAAAAUUGUGUUCCUCCUGUCUCAGCUCACCAGCAUGAUCUCAAUUUGCAUUUCGCUGUUGCCUAGGGGCUUAAGUCUAAACCCCUUAAACCCUUUGUGUUUACUUUCGUGAUGCAUUGGCUCUUCUUUUCGACAGAAUCUCCUUUAUGGCUCUCCUCUCUGACGGGGUUUUGAUUUCUAGUCAGCAGCUGUCGAUUGUUGUGUAUUGUAAUUCUGCCAUCUGGGUCCUGCAAUUUCUGACCGUUUGGUAUCCGCGAUCUUUUGCACUGUUUGUGAGGUCAGCAUUGAUGCCUAGACAACGUGGUGGGGAUGUCGGUUUGUCGUACAUCUUAGAACCUAUUUGAAAAACAAAGCAUAGGUUACGAGAACUAGUAUUCGACUUGUUCUAUAAGGUAACUUCUCGACACCAAGACUGCUUCAGGGAAUUUCUUUGGGCGCACAUGGCUGUGAUAAACCCUCACAGCAGACGCCGCACCCUCAAACAUUUUUAACCGGAAACGAACGAUUGCAUUAUGUUUGUGAUUAGCAUUCAGAACACUCAGAGGGCCGAAGGAGGACUAAGUACACAGUCUACUAGGCUUAUCAAAGUGUGAAGAGGUAUGCUGAUCCUAACGCGCAGGCGGUGGUUGCUUAUCCUGUCGCUUAGACGAUGUACGCCGACCCUCAUUAGUCAUAUACGUAGGGUAGCUCUUCACAAAAAUACCCAGAUAUCUUUUUCACAGAAGAGUGCGUUAAUUUCGAUAACACUGGUAAAUGCGGGACAGACAAACAGUCAAGGGUUGUACUAGGUUACCUAGACGGAGCUCGAAAGCAUACCUAAACAGCAAUAAAGCGAGAAACACAAUUACGAGGCGGUCGUCAUUUUACUUUGGAACACACAUUAAGACUGAUAAGAGUUAAGACAGUUAAGAGACAAAACGACCGAUUUGUUCUUAUUUGCUGACUACACCGUUUAACUACACACGCGCUUGAGCUAGAGAUGUGUGUGCUGACGUCCGUUCUUAAUUUGGCCAUUAGGUGCGUUGGAACCGACAGAGCUGGUUAGGCUGCUAUACACAUUGUCGAGGCGAACUUUAAAUAAGUGGCAUAAACAGAUUUCGAUUGCCUCCUCAGGUAGCCUACAUGAGGAGUUAAUUCGCUGCGUGGACGUUGUAUGCCCGGCCUGUACGUUUAUACUUGACUCCUACAACACGGUGAAUGCACGCGGCAUCAUGUGAGUUCGUUCAAGGAAAAAGUCAGCCUAAUGCAUUCUGUUGAAUGUCUUCUGUAUGUCGAUGAAGUCUGAGUACAGCUGUCUGCUCGAAAGUGGGAAAGUUUUGCCUUUCCAUGUGUUUUGAGAGUGCCAGAUUUUUAUUUGAACCGGCGAUUCUUGUUUGACACUGCGCUCUUCGCAAUUGACCAUUUUGUCGGACGAUGUAUUCUGACCACACCUUUAGACAGUAUUCCAGGCGUGGCUAGACGGCAGUUGUACACAAAAUACGGAAAUCGUUUCCGCCUGGACUUUGGAAUCACCUCCAAACAAUUAAUGGUGUCUUUUAGGCAUUUCGAACGGCUCUUUACAUCUGUUUCAAUGGUAUCAGAUUAGUGAUGUUUAGCAUUCCUAAAUCAACGCCUGAUCUAGUUGAAAACCACUACCACCGCUGAAGAAUGCGAAUUUUCGCACUGUUUCUUGGAGAUCGCGGUAGCCUGGCCAAAUCUUUGAAAUCGUUUCGGAAAAUAAAGUUGUCUGGAAGUGCCUGGGAUGCCGCCAUCACUAAAAGGUUGUAAAUAGGUUCGUUUGAUUGUUGAAUUUGAAGGUAGUGACAUAGACUACAAAUGAGGACUUCGACAAGUAAAUCCUUAGAAAGGCGCAGAAUUCAAACAUAGUCUUGAGCGGUGAAUCUCAGCUCCUUCGCCGUCGCUGGAGUUAACGCUGGAAUUAUUCUGUCCUGUUACACCAUUGGUGAGAGCGUAGGCUUGCUUGUAUUUGCAUAUUCACGAGUUCCGAGUAUUAAAUGACAAUGGCUUAGUCGUCGGAGCGUUCAGGUAAUUUAUCUGGCACUUCGAAUUCAUUCCAAAUACAAAUGGUGCUGAAGUCAUCGCAUGUGGUGACAACAGCGAAAUCUGUCGAUGCUCAAGUUCCCUUUCUCCUGCCCAGAAUAUAUGAGUGAGUGUGAUGAUGUGGCCUGCUAAUUGCGUCUGCAUUGAACGACCGUGAUAAAGUUCCGAGCCUUGUUGUAUGGUGCAAAUGAGCACGGUUUCUGAGAUUUAAUGCGUCAGAUGGCGCACGCGAUACCUGCCGACCAUCAGGUAUGCGGGCGUGCAGCAAUCUUACCUUUUCACUACCACAUUUCAAGUCGUAGAAUUCAUGACCUCGAUGUUCGGACAAGAAGCAAUUGCCCUGGGCAUGCGUUUAUGUCCGAGAAAAGCGUCUCUGCACGAGAAUGGGGAGAAGUCGUUUGCCCUUCUGACUCUCAUCUGUUUUUUCUUUGAGUUUCCACAUAAUUUACUACUAGUCAUGCCGCUGCGUCCAAGCUGCUUCGCAAGACGUCUCUACCGAGCUCUUUCUUACUAGGUGAUCAUAAACGACCCAGCCAUACGUCCGGUCAAUGGUUUAGCACUCUCUCCCGACGGUUCUGUCUCCCCAGCGGGUGACGUCUGUGGGACCGCUGAAAAUCACCUUUCUCCUACCAAGGCCAGCGGGGUAUGCGCAUCUGACAACAACAGCUCUCAGAUACGCACUGGCGAAGUUAAGUCUGGUCAAGUCCCCGCUGAUGUAGGCGAUGCCGGUGAGCCCCUGCAUCAAGUGGAGCAUGUAAAAAUCAAGUCCGGUCGUGCCAACUGCUGCUCUCUUCUCUAGUAAGUUCUUAUCAGGCACGGUUUUCAGCAUAAGCCCAGGACUAACAGAGACUUUGCAUUGUUACCUGAUCGUAUUUUGUUCUUCCUGGCGGAGAAGCAGUUGUUGUUCUCCUGCGCCGCCUUUGCCUACCUCUCAGCGUGCUUCCCCCGCCGGGAGCGCUGUGUUAAAUUAUGCAAACGCAUACUGCAGUCACUGCGUGGAGCGUGUUCCAGGAAUCUGCUGUUGUUUUGGCAAGUGGACCAACAGCAGCGACAGAUGCCUUCAUUAACUUUCCACUGCCUAUCUUCGUCUACGUUAUCUGCCUUUGAGAUUGCAAUCCGUAGUGCCUUCUGCCCCAGUUUCUGUCUGACCCAGUGUGUUCGCCAUUAACUCGGCAUGCCAAGGAGUGAGGUAAAUCGGCCGCAGCACCGUGUCAAGAAGCGGAAUCAUGUCUCCUUCAUCUUUAUCAUAACCUGACAUAGUUGUCAUGCAUCUGAUCUUUAUGUCUGAAGUCCUAAAAUUUCAAAGUCGAGCUAGUGUGUCGUAUUCUACGUAGGCGAUGAAAAGGUAACUCAGUUUAUGCCAACGGCCGCGGAAUCCAGGACCCUAACACUAUUGGAAAACACUUAAGUUGAGCAUCUUCACUAGUUCUCACAAGUUAUCGCCUUAUUCCACCGAUGAGUACUGAGAUUUUGAAAUUUUUCAUCUUUGCUUAUCAUCUUUGAGUUUGAUCGACUCUUUUUCAUAGAUAGAAACUGCGUCAUAAGUACUACUUACUAGCCGACUGGACUCUCCCUCCAUGCGUAUUGCAUAAACAGCCUUAUAUGCUUCUGACUAACCAACCAGUCAUCCUGAUUGACCUUAGUGAUGUAGACUACGAUUGUUGUCGGACCAUAAUGCGGUUUUUUACAUUAGUAGGUGUUCUGGCAGAUUUUGAAUGAUGCAUUUCGACCCCGCUGUGAAAAACUCGGCGCCUCAGUGGGAUUCGAACUCACGACAGCAAGGGGUAAGGCUUUAGUCCAGCCAACACUCUAGCCACCUGAGCUACGAGGCCCCACCGGGAGUCGCAGAUUUAAUCGCAUUUGCGUUAAUUUACCUGCCAAACCUACUGCGUGCAAUCCACAAAUGACUUCCAAGCUCACAUUAUUAAUAGGUCUUGGGCGGGUAACUUGACCAAAGUGUGAUUUAACUCACGCCUCACGGUGGGGCCUCAGUUCAGGGGGCUAGGACAUUGGCGGUACUAAAGCCUUCCGCUUGCUGUCGUUGUUUCGAAUGCCACCGAGGCGCCGAGUCUUUCACGGUUGAGUCGAAGUGGUUUCUUACUUUGACUUUUGCGAACUCCAACCGGUCCUUGCUGGAAGCGAAGCCCAAGUGGACAGCAAAUAGAGGAAUACAAGCAAAUAAACGGUCUGGCCUAAUCCAGCCGUAGGCAUAUUAAUCUCUCCGAUGGGAAGAGGAGGGAAAUCUAGAAAGUCCCUCUUACCUGUUGGUCACGCAUCCUGUAUCAGUGUUGCUUCUGCGAUCGCAGUUAUUGCAUAGCCAUCCCAAUUCGUUCGUCCUGUCCAUGUCUUCUCAGUUCAGUGCCUUUCCGUCACAAAAACUGCAAGCACCAAAAUAUAGUAGGAUAAAGAGCUACUAUUAACUUGUCUCGAUCAACUGAAGUGUCGUUCUCAGAUAUUUCACUCCCAGAGGAUGGUAACGUUUAGUAGCUGUACAUGAAUUUGUUUCCCCACAAUUGUGUUUGCUCUCCUUCUGCAACGUUCCGCUGUGAUUUCAAUUCCUCUGACACAUUUCCAGAACUGUAGCACAACCAAAAAAUACUGGCCAAGCCACAGAUAGUAUUUGUGUGUAAUGCCCUUCUGUGAAUAUUCAUGUGCGAGAAAUUUACUGCUUUAGUUCGCUUGAAUCGAUUUUGACGUAGCAUAAGUCGGAAACGGUCGAGUCACCGAAGAAUAUUGAAUACACUAUACCUUGUGAACUUAGAACGAGUAAAAUAAGGAUUGUGCUUGACCCGACGGGGCUGGUCUGCUCUGCACAACUCCUUGACACUCGUUCAAAGUUUCAUGCUACUAUCUGAUCGACUAGUGACCCACUUAUCAUGGAUUCAUCAUAUCUGUAGUAUGUGACCUAUCCACUCGUCCUCUAGCAAAUCUAAAUUUCUUGAAAUCACCUUACCAGUGGACCAAAAUCGGAAGAAAGGCUGAGACAGAUGCUACGAAAGCUAUCACCAUAACUUGGCACGCAGGUGGCCGCUGCACCAUCGUAGCACUGGCGGUCCUCGCCGCUUGCAACUGGGGACCAAUUACAUGAGCAAGAAUCUAUAGUGCGAUUCAUACACGUACACAGAUCCUAAACCGUCAUAACCAGAAUGCCACACAAUUUCAGCCUGUGUGACCCUGAUUUCACACGGUAGAAAGGUGGUGCUACCCUGGAAGUGCUUUAUUUCGUGUCAUUCAUUAUCAAGCGGUUAUCUCGUCAAAUUUAAUUCUGAUUGAAUUUUUGCAUAAUCCUCAGUUUCCUUGAAAUCGCAAUCCACUUUCCUCUCCCUGGGCUGGCUAGUGCACUUCAUUUGCCUUCUGCCGUGCACACGUGCGCAGCCAGCACAGUUUUCUUUUUCGCGCGCCGUUUUCGCCUCUCCUUCGCCGGUCAGCGCGAUCGUGCGGUUGGCAUCGGCGGCUGCGCCCCCCCGUCGUAAGCGUUUGUCCUUUUCCUCUUCCAGGAAGGGCAUAUUGCAGGUUUUCCACUUCCCUGGGAGUGAUUCUGUCAAAGUGCUCAGUUGACAAACGGCAGUACAUUUGCGGCGGCGGCGGCGUCGGCGGUGUGCGGAAAUCUCUCACUGAGCACAGAUGCCAGCACUGUGUCUCUUUAAGAUCCGCCUGUAGAUUUCUUGUUUUAGCCUUAGUGUUUGCGGUAAAGUUCCUGUAUAACCGUAACAAUCUAUUCUUGGUGGAGAAGCCAUGGGGACUGAAGAUUGGACUUUUCGUUUCCAAAAGGUCUCUUUAUAGGAUGAGUGGCUGGCGGAAAACCGGGCCGAUUGCCCACAGCUUUAGCAAGCCGUCGCUGACUUGCUCUCAGUCUCUACUUCGACCUUUAGUACUGUGACUUGCUGAAGCAAUAGCAUAUGCUCUUUUUACUAAUUGUCGCGAAUCGUUGCCGAAUCGUUCACCCCCCCCCCGCUGCUUAUUUUAUGACCGUGGCUUUUACGAGCUACUUUUUAUGCACACAUGUCACUCAGCUCGCCCGAAACAAAAAACGGCAAGGGGCGGUUACGCUGCCCUGGUCCCAAAUGUAACCGCAAUGUGAGCACUGAAAGUAAAGUAAACCGAAGGGGGAUGCUGAAAUCGUUAAUGGGGAAAGUAGCCGGGGUUGGUUACGGAAAAGGCAACCUGAUGUAUGGCAAAUCUUCCGCGAGAUUGAAGAAAGUCUAGAAUCCCCGCCAAAGACCUGGCUGACGGGAAACGCGGGGCAGAAAUACCCCAAACCUAACGGUAAACCUAAGCGUAACCGCAGAAGUAAGCCUAAUCUCUAACGUAAUCAUAGGCCUAACGCUAACCCUAAACUUGGCACCAAACUUAACCCUAAGCCUACCACAAACCGUAACCCUGACUCCAAGCCCAACCCUAACCGUAACCCUGCUCUACCCCAACUCCAACCUUAGCACCAAGCGUAAACCUAAACCGCAAUCCAAAGCCUGACCCUAACCGAAACCCCUAAACUUAACACAAACUCUAACCUUAAAGUCCAUUCUCGGCCGGACACUAACCCGAACCCUAAAACUAACUCUAUCUCUAAGCCGAAACAUCAGGUUGUCCUUUUCCGUUUUAGCUUUGACUAACGAUUCCAGCAUCCUCCCUCGACCUAAUCCACUUGCAAUGCCCACAUUGCGCUUACCUUUGGGACCAGGACAGCGUAACUGACCCCUACCCAAAAAACCAAUGUCACGCAUGCGCCUAUGCGAACUUUGAGCACUCGGUGCCAAUCCGCAGGCUAGCCUCGUAUAUUUUAUCCGUCAAAAAAUAAAUUAGAGGAAAAAAGGGGGUGAACUGUGUACCUAUGGUGGGUACUUGGGGCAAAAGCUUACACGUCUCAUGUCGCCAAAAUAUGCCUCUCGUGAAAGCCCGGUGUCUGAUGAGGUCUAGCGCAGACAUUAGUUGACCGGUCUUUUUGACAUAACUGUAAGAAAGCGUCUUCGGGGCUGCCAGGGUUGACGCGACCUUUGCUGCGAAAUUUCGGAAAUUAUCACAUCGUCAACACCAUCACCUUUAUUAUCCUAUUUCCGGAGUCUUUUUGCACUUUUCACAAUUUACUUGAUAAUGUCUCCUUGAAAUCAAAGCAAAAUGUUGAUUCCGAGCUCUAACUUGUUGGGAAACUGAGUCUCAGAAAUACGAAUUCCUCUUCCUUGUCAGGCGAGAAUAGCUUUGAAGAAAGUUUGUUUUCUCAGGUUAUUUGUGCCCCUCGAACUCGGCACCCUCGUUUUAUCCGCAUAUAAUGCCACUUAAAAGCGACCAAUGUCCAUUGCACGCAACUUUUGGAGUAUUUUUCGCUGUUGGCAGUAUUAGUUAUCAGAGCCAAAUUCUCUGGCGUGUUGUUUGCAACUUGCCACAAGACGCUCCACCGUUUAGAGUUGUUUGUGUGUUUGAGCAUUGCCAGAACAGAGACGUCUAGGGAAAGAGUUGUGCUGGGCUUUGAAGCCCUUCUCCCAGCUUACCACGAGAUCCCACAAUGGCCUGUGUUCUUAUAGCAUGCAGGUAAAAAGAAUUUGUGAAAACCGGCCUAGAAAUUAAGGUCAUGAUUUCACUUGACCUACCAGGCGGCGCACGCUGGCGCACUGACCUUUCGAAGAAAGCAAGCUUCACCUGCGUUCCAGAAGUCACAAGCAGGCAACUACCUACCAGAUCAAACUCAACUAACAGAAGACGCGUUGGCAGAGGCGCGGCUAGGCCUUUUCCACCAUCAUAACAUCGAACGGCAUCUGGGACUAAAAGGCGCAAAUGGUCAAUAGAGCGCAUAAGCGCCUAACCGCGUACUGAGGCCCAUCAAUGCACCGCCAGCCUUCACUUGGAGCUUGUUUGCUUCUCGAAGCCAAAGGAUCGGCGUGUGCCUAUUCCUGCAUGGAUUAAUACUACAGUGGGUGUGCUAACUCAUGAAAUGUCGACCGAAAUCCUCAAAUGCUUUCACGUUUUAAAAAGAUUACUUAAGUAGGGUUGUAAAAUCAAUCAUCAUGCAGCAUAAUUCUAUAAUAAUCCAGUUACCUCCGGUAGCCGGCUCUCGAACGAACUUCUUUCCGGUUGCAUACGUGAACUGUACUCUGUAAAAACCGACUACUAAAGUAGCAUGAAUUUUUUAUCGUUGAUUUUCGAUACCCUUUAAUAUUCGAUUAUACUACAUGGAAAGCAUGCAUAGAAAUAUUCGUUUUUUACUCACUUAGAAGAAAAUCACAUCUUCAAAUUGUUUACUCGGAGAAUAGUAAAAUUUGGUUUUCAAAGGCAUUUCCGAUCCCCGAAUAAUUUUGAACAUGACCUGCCGUUACACUUGCAUUCAGGUUUCCCAAACUACAAGCCGUAUAUUUUCCGUGUAAGGAACAUCAUACAUUUAUCUUCGGUAUUAAGAGGAGGCCGUAUGGGGUUCGUAAAAUUUAGCAGCGGAUUUGAGCCAUUUUGUAGACUUUACAAGCCACAUUGAUAAAUGCAGAGACAUGACGUUUCACGGUAUUAAAAAAAUCUCACAAUUAUAAACUUUUUAAAAAAUCGAAGUAUACUCUUCCUUCGAGCAUACGAUUGGAAGAGGACAUAAAGGAGUGAAUAUUUUCAUUCAUGUUUUCCAAGAAAUGUAAUUGAAUUUCUAAGGGCGUGAAAAAUAAAUGAGAAAAACUCAUGCUUCUUAAGUAGUCAUUUUUGUAGGGUGGAAUUUUUGUAUGCAGCCGGAAAGAAGUUCGUUCGAAAGCCGGCUUCCAGAGGUAACUGAAUUAUUAUAGAAUUAUACUGCACGAUGGUAAAUUUUACAAUCCUACUUAAGUAGUCUCGUCGAGUCGAAAACGCAUUUCAGAAUUUCGGUCAACAUUUCAUGAGUUAGCACGGCAGAGGAUGCUAGGUGGUGAGACACUGAUGGUUGUAGUACUUGUAAUUUACCAGAUAGACCCCAUCUGUGAACCAUCUGCACUGUGUAUGCGGACAUGUUUCCGUUCCUGGCCCCAAAUGGUGUUAACUGGUUAACUGAAUGAAGGCAGGAUUAGUCCGAAACAGUGCCGCAUAAAUCUACCCCUAAGCUCUGUCGUCAUCCCCUACGCUGUCAUAAGUUACUGAGUCCAGCUGGGCAGGUGGCGGUCUGCUCGUGACCCCAGCCACACACAGCCUGAGAGGUUAUUGUCCUUCUGGAAGCUUGUUCCUACACCAAUAGAUAUCCGAUCUGCAACCACAGAGAAGGGUAGGUGUCGCGGUUCAACCGUUUUCAACAUUGCUGCCAAGGUCUUUGUCGUAGUUCGGGCCGCUCGAUUAUUUGUCUGAUGAAGAUAAAACCCUGUCUAGUCUUGCGCGCCGAGGUUUUCGUGAGCACAUCGACGUCUAUAGCCGAUAACCAUCCCUUUCCUUGACCUCACCUCCACCAAUGGCGUCUGUGUCUGAUACUAGAGUUGGACGGCACAUCAGUGGAACACAUUGUCACGGCAAAAGUGCUGUCGAUUUCCCUGGCCCUUGUUCUUGUCUGCAACAUCUUUUCUUAUCGCGAAGAAGACACGACCGCCGGACCAAGAGCCUCGUUAGCUUGACGUUUCGGAUCCUCACUCGAAUCCAUUGUCAGAGACGGAGUCGGAUAAACGUAGUAAACUGCCCAGGUGUUGCAGUAUUUAUAGGCUGUAGUUGCUAGGCUGCUACAUGCCUAUCACAGUUGGCAGCUCCCGAGUGCAUCAUGGCUCGACUGGCCAAGUGUUAAAGUAUGAAGUGUCUAUGCGCUUGUGUGCCGGUCAAGAUUAUCGGCUCCCACGCUCAUGGCACUCAGUCGAGUUUCUGACUACCCUCUGAUGAUGGACUCGAGCGAGAAUCCGAAACGUCAGGCUAGUAAAGCUCACGUUCCAGCGGUCGUCUCUACUUCCUGAAACUCGCCUUUGUAUUAGCAAAUCCUUUUUGAUGCCGUAUUUGAUCGGUUGUCUCACAAAAACGCGUUCUCGCACACCCUAUCUAACUACUCUAUCCACUGAAUUAUCCUCAGCGCCCUGGGCGUUUCCCCAGGGUGUCUUACUCUUGCCGGACUUCCGCCUGACUGACACUGACUAAGCUCCGCAGGUGUCAGGCUAAGAAGGCCUAUAGAGCAUGAUACUGUGAGUGACCGAUCUCAUGAAAUGUUGGCUGAAAUCCUGAUAUGUGUUUUCGAUUAGGAAGGAUUACUUGGGAGCGGUUGUAAUACUAAUUAUCUUGCAGCCUAAUCCUAUAAUAUUUCGGACUUGGCAGUAUGUCAGCUUCUGGAUGCACUACUUUUCAAUCGGUAAAAACCGUACGCGCUAAAAAACGACUACUUAAGUACCAUGCAUUUUUCCCAUAGAUUUCCGACGGUCAUACAAAUUCAAAUAUAUUUUAUAGAAACCACGAGCAAAAAUAGGCUUUCUUUCAGCCGUUUGAUAGAGAGUCACGUCAUGCUUAUAUUUUAUACUCGAAGAAGGAGCAUAAUUAGGUUUUAAAAAAAGUUCCUAAUUACGAGAUUUUUUAAGACGGCGCAACGUCACUUCACAUAGUGUCGUACCUGUCCGUUUACCACAGCUCCUCAUGAAAUGUACAACAUAGCCCGCAUCCAUUGCAAAAUUUUAUGAACUCUGUAUGAUAUCUUUUUAAAGGCAUAGAAAGUUAUCUGAUUUUCUUUAGCCUGAAAUCACUAAGCGCUAAUGCAAUAAAUGACCGGACUACAAAUUAUUCCGGUAAUUAGAAAACAUUUUAUAGCCUAAUUAUACUCCUUCUUCGAGUAUAAUAUAUAAAGAUGACAGGAUUCUAUAUCAAGAGACUGAAAGAAAGCAUUUCUUUGCUCGUGGUUUCUAUAAAAUAUAUUUGAAUUUGUAUGACCGUCAAAAAUCAACGGAAAAAAUGCAUGCCGCUCAAGUAGUCAUUUUUUACCGAGCACGGUUUCUACAGGAGAUUGAGAAGCAGCGCAUUUAAAAGCUGACAUACUGCCAAGUCCAAAAUAUUAUAGGAUUAUGCCGCAAGGUAAUUAGUAUUACAACCGAGCCCAAGUAAUCCUUCCUAAUUGAAAACGCAUUUCAGAAUUUCAGCCAACAUUUCCCGAGAUCGGUCUCUUUCUGUAUACACCGACCAAUUCGACAAUUAACUUGGACCUGAUGAUUGUCUGACCAAAGCUCCGUUCUUGUGCAUGGUCCCUAGACCAUUGUCAUUUGAGAACUCACUUUUGCGGAGAAGUAUGCUGCCGUCGUCGCAAGUGAGGCAGUCUAUGUUGAUUCGGAAUGCAACGUGCGAUUAUUUCAGUCAUUGAAGAAGGACCGCUGGAGUGGUUUUUAGGCACAGCUUCCGCCGCGUAACUUAUGGACUCAGUGUAGCUGCCUCAAACCCACUCUUACCCCUCCACUAAAAGCAACACCAGACAAUGAGCUGUCUCUGAGCCUUCCAUCAAUUUCUCGAGGUUGUCUUCUUAUCCCUAGUAUUCUGGCAUAUCACGGACACAUUGCGGGCUGGUUUUCACUAAUCAAAGUCGAUGCCAUGCCAUAUGUCCAAAGUCCUUGGAUUUUCAAACUGAUGCCGUCUUCUGUUUGGGUAACGUUGUUUCGCGAGCUACUCGACACCAGUACAGUGGUUGGAUUCCGUACGAUAUUCAUCCUUGAUAUCCGGUAAAUCUGAAGGCAUAAAUCAAAUUAAAUUGGUCCGACAACAAGACCUUUAUCUCACCCGACCAUAUGACCAGCUCGAGGCAAGACAGAAUUCCACGGACGCCUUCGGUCUAUAGUAAGGUUGGUCGAUUUCUCAAAAACAAGCCAGUCGAUUCACUACUGCCGCGGAAUAGGCGCUACCCGGGGGCGGUACGCCGGACGACAUUCGCCUUGUAGUUGCAUCUUGUACUGACGGGCCUUGAUAGAGAAAGUCGCAUACCUCCAGACAGCGCUGCCUUUUAUGUGUCAGUAGUCGUCUUCCAGAUGGCAUGUCAUUGUCCGCUUUACGGUCAGAAGCUUAUUUGCAUACACAAAGUGUGUGUGUGUGUGUGUGUGUGUGUGUGUUUGGGUACAGGUGUGGCACGACCGUAGUAGUUAUAUCCCCCAUAAAGCGUCCUACACCGAUGCACGUGUGACACCCCCUAAAAGACGCGAUUGUGCGGCGACGCUUCCUGUGUCAACUGCUACUGUCGUCUCUGCACACACACACACGCUUGUCACUUUGUGACUCCCUUGCACCUGGCGUGCUUUACAAUCUGCGCAGCAAUAGCGCACUUUCAAGCCGCUCUCAUUUAAGGCAUCGGGCCACGACGGCCGCGGUUGCAUCUGACGCUGAUUGUGUUCAUCCCCCCUCCCACCCUGAGGCUGUUUGCUAUCUUGAAGCCUUCCGGUCAGAUUUCAUCCACCCCCUCCCCCCACCUGCUUGGCGGAUUACUGUGGACUUGGCUGCCAGCCAGUGUUCAACUUGCCAUGGAACGGAGGACAUGUGUGGAAAAUAAAAAUGUUCCUCACGGGCGCCUGAUCACAACCAACCGGAGACCUCACGGCCGUUUUAUUUACGUGGUAACCGCGCACUCUCAGAGUGUUGUUGUUAUUUGAUCACCCGCCCUCAACACACGCCUACAAUGGGCCGCUAUUCCGCCCGAACCUUUGAUGUAGAUAAAGUACAGAACCCCGAUAAUGCAGUCACGGUCUACGUUAUCCACUAGUGAACUUUGGCCUCACCACAUUGCCUUCGAGUAAUCUGAGUCAAAUUCGCAAACAAACGUCACGGGACACGGUGUUUGUGCCACAGAGCCUCAGAUCUGGUUGUCAAGAUGUUCCGUUGACCUCAAAUCUGCACACGGUCCCCUCCAGUGCUGAUAGUUUCAGCAUCAUAGUCCCCUUGCUUCCAGCGUCUAUCCUACUGGCUGAUGGAUGACUGCCAUAUGUUCCCUGGGUUUGUGUGGAGUGGCGACUGGCAGACCGUGAGGGUCGGGCUGCAAUGCUUUCGCCUUAAUUUGGUCUCUAUGGCAUCCCCACUUCGUGUGGCGUCCAGACCGCCCCCUUCUCCUCUUGUUGUGUAAAAUCGUAGUCAGUGUACGUCGUGAACCGGAGGAUGUGGUGGUUCGCAUAGGUGCGGGUUUACGUCGUGCUGGCCACCUGCGUCCUCCCCCGCCUCUAGUUUUCUUGACUCUGUUUUCACACCCAGUCCAUUUGGGGGAGGAGGAGGAGAGAGUGCGACAGAUGCUGAGCAAGUCACCGUCCCUGUUCUCAUCCUGCUGUAGAGCACAUGGUUUACAUCAUUGGUAACGACGGUCGAACUGUCACAGGUGUCCGUUUUUGUGGACGACUGACAUCUGUACCCUGAUUUCCCUACCACCUCUUCAUAUCCGAGCUUUCAUCUACAUGCUACUUGCACGAGCUCCCUGAUAUCUGAAAGGAUGAUAUCGGAACCCCGAUGAGGGGAGACCACGUUAAAUUUUACCAUGUAAUCGCCUUCGAACGCAAUUCCCCGCUGCCUGGAUUUGCCGUCAUCUGUGUAAAUAGGGGAAGCUAACUCCAUACCUUUCUUCUCAAGUCUACAAAUUGCAGCUGUUUAUUUCUGCCCAGAUUUUUGUACAAUCCUCUUCCUUAGUGCCGACAGGUGUUUGUCGUCUUUUCUGCCUGAUAAUUGGACACCUAAGUUGGGAACUUGGAGAGUGAUACCAGAUGGUUCCCCACAAUAACCACAGCUGGAAGCAGUGUCUUUUUACAGACCGUGAUGGUGCUAACUGCCUCUUCUAACGCCCCACUGGAUUGGAUCAUAAAAUGAUAGCUGGGAGUCUAGAUCAGCAGUUGUCCAUGAGUGGAACUUUUGACCGACGGUUAUUUGGCAUGCGCUUUACUACACGGCUUUUCCUUGCAGAAGUUAGGGGAUGACUUACGCCGGUCAACACCCCCCUUCCUGCUCGCUUCUACCCCUUUAUCUGCCCUUUCCGCCCUUAUUUUAUGUCUGUCCGAUGCUGGGUCGUCGUCCGUGUUGCCCGAUCCAGUGGGCUUCUGUUACUGUGCCAACCUCUUUCAGACGUGAAUUUCAAAUUAUAAACAUCCUCUCUGCAACUGAAGGCCAAGUGCGGGUUUCUUUGUUCUGAGGAUUCUCCCACUCCUCUCGCGUUACCCUUCGAAUGGGUGGGGGAGGAGUGGGCAGUUGCAGAUACCGAACUAAAUAUGCGCCCUGCCUGUGUAGACCAGAGCAACCGAGCCAUCUGGCGAUAAGCGCAACUGGUCUGACGAACGCCAUCUCCACGCUCCUUGAGAGAUGACCGUGAAAAGCAAAUUAUGCAGACCAUUCAGGCGCACCUUGCGACGCAGGUUCUUAAUCUACAAGUAGAUUAAGAGCCAGUAAGCAGUGUAGAAAAGGCGUUACUGGUACGGCGGUAGUUUCACACUACUUCAGUCAUGGGCGUAGGUUUGUGCUGUUUUAAGUCCCACCACUUAAACCACCUAGCUUGACUCAUGGCUGUGCUGGAGACCAUUUUACUUCGCUACUUCAGUUCGUAGCGCUCCUCAGCGGUGACUGAGUACUUGCGCUGGUGCCACAAAGUCCGUACGUAAGCUCAUAUCGUCUUGCCUGGCCAUUCUGUUAACCUGUCAUUCACGCCCCUGGAGUUCCACUCAACCUAUGAACAGUGCUCAGAACUUUAGACUUGGUGGAGGGGGAAACGGGGGAGGGUGCUUGUAGUUGUGGUUGCCCGAGUACUCCCAAUGAUUAUGCAAGGUUCGGCGGUGCUGACGAUGAAUAAUCUGCCUUAACCCAUCAGACCUGUAGGCUGUCAAUCCUACGAGUUUUUUGUGGCUCAUGCGUAACCUUUUGCAGGCUACAUAGUUGCAGAGUUGUCCAGGCCUUGUACCCCUCUGUGGUAUGCCAAAGCCCCGAUGACAGUUCCGCAAAUGCUGUGCGCAUUGCGUUGGGCUGUUGGCGACCAAUCACACGUCAGUCAGUAUAUUUGGAGUCACUGAUAGAAGCCCUUAAAGCUCCGUUUAAACGGUUCAGGUGUGAAUGAAAAUAGUUAAAUUGCAAAAAUUCUAUAUGCACACUGAGUGACCGAUCUCAUGAAAUGUUGACCGAAAUUCUGGAAUGCGCUUUCGAAUGGGAAGGAUUACUUAGGUGGGGUUGUGACAUUCAUUAUCUCGCGGCAUAAUCCUGUAAUAUUUCGGACUCGCCAGGAUGUCGGCUUUUGAAUGCACUUCUUUUCGACCUGCGGUAACCGCACUUGGUAAGAAGUAGCUACUUAAGUGGCAUUCAUUUUUCACAUUCAUUUUCGAAGGUUUUCUAAAUUCAAAUAUAUUUUAUUGAGAACACGCAAAAAUAUGCACUCUUUUACUCGUUGGGUUGAAACUCUUGUUUUUACAUUUCAUACCCGAAGAAAGGACGUAAUUUAUGAGUUUUUUUUAAGACCGUGCAAUGUCCAUUCAUACAGCAUUGUACCUGUGCAUUUACCAAUGCUCCUCAUGAAAUGUACAACAUAGUCCGCAUUCAUUGCAAAAUUUUAUGAACUCUAUACAAUAUCUUCCCAUAGGUAUAGAGGAAUAUGUGAUUUUCCUUACACGGAAAGCAUGCACCGUGUAGACUGAAAUUGCUAAACGCUAAUGCAGCGGCUGAUCUGCCACAAAAUUACUUGGGGAUCGGAAAACUUUGUCAAAACCCAAGCAUACCUCUUUUUCGGGCAUAAAAUGUGAAAACAACGUGAUUUCUACCAAGCAAGUGAAAGAAAGCAUAUUGUACGCAUGUUUUCUACAAAACAUAUCGGAAUUUAUAAGACCACUAAAAACUAAUGUGAAAAAUGCAUGCUGCUUAAGUAGCCAGGAGGUCGAUAAGAAGUGCACUCAAAAUCCGACAUCCUGGCAAGUCCAAAAUAUUGUAUAUUUAUGCCGCAAGAUAAUCAGUGUUAAAACCCCACCUAAGUAAUCCUUCCCGGUCGAAAGCGCAUUUCAGAAUUCGGCCGACAUUUUGUGAGAUCGGUUUUAGUGUGCAGAAUGCAUAAAGUUAGUGACGAAACACAAAUACAUUUUACUUGUCCUAUCCUUGCCUCGAUUGGCGACGUUGGGGGAGUGCCAUCGAUGCCACUACUCUUAAUUGCAUUCGUGAACCCCAAAGUAGGCUGCGCCAGACCAAAAACGGGAGUCAAACUGACUCGCAGUGCGCGUUUAAAGGGCAGCGCAGGGUUCGCGCAAGCCAGAGGCUACUACAGUGCAUGAGGUGGGGGAGGAUUUGGCACGCCUUAGGCGCUGGCCCUCACACCGCGUCAGCUGAUUGGCAGACGCGGACAGUGAGGUGGACACUUGGGAAUUCAUCCCCAACCAGCGCAUUUCCCUCAACAACAAAUCUGACAUGCCGGGAUCUAUCAGGACGUCCUAAGGGCCGUAGGUUGGCAACUGACGGGCUAGUUGGGUUUAUCUCAGGACUCGCGGUCAGGCUUUAUGUGACCUCAAUGAAAUCCGAUCAUGUAAGUUGCCCCUACAGAACCCCCCCCCUUCCCCCAUCGUCGGAUCCCGUGUGGCACGCGUAAACGGACUGUUGGACUUCGUCAGCCGCUGCGCCCACGUCCAUCUCCGGCCGUUUUCGCACUGUCUUCUCAUCGGAGAGAGAGAGAGGGGAGAGUGCGGUUGAUGCUGCGCAAGUCUAUUACCACUAUAAAGUGAUUCACGCGACGGUCACUGCUUUUGCGUCCACUCCUUGGGGCACUUGGUGGAAAUCGUCGUUCGUGACGGUCGAACUGUCGGGCAAAUUUCUGACUCCUGUCAAUAUUUUUUGGGCUUUUGGAAAAAUAUCCCCAUUUUCGAAUGCAUGCAUUUGGCAUAUUUUUUCGCAACAAUCGCCGAUAAACCUGAGCCAGCCAUGGAAGACCUGGAAUUUGAAGUUAAGUCCAUUUGUUCAUUGUACUCCAGAGGAUUGAGUCUAUCAGUCCAGAUCACAGGCGUUCGCACUGCGACGGACAGUCCGGGAUCGAUCGACUUUCCAACAAGAGUGACGAGGACCGACUUUGUCGUUUCCGAUUUGGCGACCGUUGUCGGCCGGCCGCGGCUCAAUCCUUGCCCCCAGCAAGCUCGCUCGCUAGGUCGGAGGCGCUAGCGCAAAUUAUCUCUGCAAAGCCCAUCUUGAACAUAAGCUUAGCUUGGACAAAUGCCCUUAGUAGCCCUGACCCUAAUUAACGUACUGCUUUUUAGAGGCAGCUGAAAUUUUCAUGGUAGUAGGCUUAUUUAUAACCUCCUCCCACUUGGUACUUGGGUCAACAAUUAUUAUGCACAAUUUCGGAUGUUGACUGCUUGACUGGCAUUAGGCAGCACGAGGAAGAGCUUACAAAAUGGAAUGAAGGCGUAAUUCAUGGGACCAGCUCCCAUUUUUACGAGUUUACAGUCUUUACAGGCAGAGGAAGUCAUUUGGAUAUCAUUGUACGCCAGUUUUAGAGGAAAUGUGACAAAACCCACGCAGUGCCUUCUUCAACUGUGGCGGCCAUACUCCGUAGUGACUUCUGUCUAUGAACUGCCAGGCAGACAGGACUCAUGUCGAGCAAAAUUGCGAAAACCGCCAGAUACAGUCAUUUGACGAACCGAAAAAAAACUUAAAAUGGAUUAAAUUUUCAACGGGAGCCUAGGUCCAGAUUCUAGACUGUCUUUAUCGUGGAUUGUUUGUUAUUUAGGGCGUAAGGUGAACCGUGGCCCCCUUUUAGAGGCCUGGGAUGGCGUUACGAGGUUAGGAAUUUGCACCGUAAUAGGUGACUAAUUCCGUGUACUCCCAUUCUGUCUUGUCUUCGUCGACUGAUCAAGAUUAUCCUUUGACUUGAAGUCAUACUAUGCAAAGUAAACUGCUUGAGGUACUGGUCUCAGCGCUCGGACCGGCUGUUUAGGGCGUAGCUUAUAGUAUUUGGGGGUAGAAAGACGUCACAUGGUCCAUUUCUGAUGCGUACGACCGCUGGGCCGCCAUGGUAACUCGGAAGGACAAGGCAGGCAUGAUGCAACGUCUGCAACUUGUUCGGAGGCUUCUCAAUACGCUUCUUCUUGUCUGUGUAGACUCAUUGCCCCCAGCGUCCCCAGAUUAGAGAACUGAUAUGCCGUCGGUCACCGCGUUGUACGCUUCCGUGAAUGUCAAGCAAUUUCCCCAACCUUCCCUCCCUCCUCCCCUGACACUCGCCUUCUUUAUCUGCAAACGCACGUUUUGGACUAUUCAUCGCUAGGCCUGUAAAGUGACGUAUCUCACGAUAAAACAGCAAAAGGUAAAAAAAACCAAUAGAUAAGGGCGGUGGUAAAAGAGCUCAGGAUGCCUAGGCAUGCCAUUUGAAGGCGGAGAGACUAAGGUCUACCUUGUGCAGAAAAUGUGUCCACGCAAUUUUAUCAAGCAAAGUUUUUAUACAUUUGAACGAUGCAUUCGGGCAGUUUCCUGUGCUAGUCUUCACUUGUGUAUUUGAACGUGCAUGUCCUUGAGAGGAGAGUACUUUGCCUUCGAGAGUUUUACUAAACAGAGCUUACCACACUUGGAGAUUAAUUUAUUGCCUUAUGCUAACCGCGGGAAUCAAUUUAUGUGCUGUAGUAACGGACACAGGCAGUCCUUCGUUUAAAUGGGCUAAAACUGUUUUACCUUCGAUGUGGCGGUUAUAUUGGUCAUUAAAUCCUGGUGAAUAAUAGUCAACUGUCUCGGAAAAGGAGAAUAGAGUGUGUCUUCCAUUUCCUGACGUUCUACUUAGCAGAAUGCCGGUUAGAAGAAUUAGCUGAUGUGUAGUCAGCAAGAAAACAUGAACCGGACAGCUCACAAAUUUCUAAUUAGAAACGAUGCCAAGUCUCUUGCCUAGCCGAAUGCGUAAGGGGCAUAUCAGUCAAACCACUUUCUCUCCAGCGUAUCCAUAGGGCAUAUGCUCCGUCUGCUAAGUAAAACGUCAGGAAAUGGAAGGCACACUCCAUUCCCUUUUUCUAAAAUUGGUGAAUUUAAUUCACCCAAAUUAAGUUGCGACUUUUACCGCCAUAUUGACGGCACAUCGAUGGGGUCACUGUACGAACUUUUCCAUGAACAGCUGUCUUAAUGGGGAAACUAAAGGUGAAUCAACUCUAUCCGGUUCUAGUGGAUACUUUCGUAUACGUAAACGCGGAGGUUGAUUUGGACAUUCUAUUCACUCGUUCCUCACUUUAGAAAAAGGAAGGCAAAGUGCCUUUCAUUUAACCUUUUAUUUAGUAGAAUGUCUGGUGGGAAAAAUUAGUAGGCGCCAGAAAACGUGGAUAGGAAAGUACACACAUUUCUGCAGUUUUGUUCUUCUAGUUCAGAAAUGGAGCUUAGUUUGCCAGCAAAAACAAGGCCCGCCUGGUUGACAGAGGCCACUGUGCGGAUGUCAACCAACCACUUUGCGUCAUCUGCAGAGUACCGGCGAGGCAAUUCAAAUUUAAACAGGCAUGUACAGCAGAAUAUAUUGGGGCCAUUAAACUUCGUGACGGUUUAUCAACUGCAGUCCGUCUCUGCAUAACGUAGGUAACGAAUGGAAGCGCACGUCAGUAUGAAUUUUUUCAGAAUUUCAGAGCAUAAGAUCAAGGUCGAGGUUCAAGGCAAUGAAUAAUCUGAUGAAAGACGUUCCCAUAAGCAUCAUAUAGGAAAGAGGGAGGCGGAAUGUUAACAACAAAUCACAGUCACAAGCAAGUUGAGGCGUGAAGGUUAACAGGGAAAUUGCAAAUUAAUCACGUGGUCUAACUGCUUGUACAGGUCUGGUUUCUCCCCCGCACGCAAGCUGCUUCAAAGUAACGCAAGGUUGGAGUUGUAUGCGCUCGGACAAGUACUCGAAAAGAUGUUUUAGGUUCGACAAAAUGACCACUGUGUAACAGAUUUUUCGUUAUAGACAAAUGGAGGGUUUUGUUUUCCUGUUUGAAAAGCCAGUUAGGCAAAUGCUCAGCGGCCCUGGUUGCCAGUUGCGUUUGCGUUCGCCCAAUGUACUUGCAUCCGCAAGUUCAUGUGAAUUCGUACACGCAGUUUGGAUUGGAGUGCAUUGGCAAGGCAUCCUUUGCCCGGUUAAUUGGAAGGCUUUUAGUGGAACUGAUGAAGACAAGUUCUGCUGCGUUGUACGUUCUUUCUAUGGUACAACACAAGCGUCGCUUACUUGUGCUUAAACUUUGUCGUCCCUAAAAGUUAGACAUAUUGUACCGGAUUUCUUCGGAGCGGACUGUUCCGUCAAAUUCAAAUUCCCCUGCCAGCGUAUACUUGCGACGACAGAGGUGGUGACCAUACGAUCAGCCAGCCAAGCCUCCUGCUCUCAGAAGACGUCCUUUUAAGCUCUGCAGCUACCCUGGCCCAGGCAGUGUGCCUCCUAUUCCCGUUCGCAUCCCACCACUUUGCGUGACAACGACGAAACGCGAACACAACCCACCGGCACUCUCCCCCUGUCGCCUGACAGGGCUAGACCAUAGUCCCUCCGCCCUUAAAUAGCAUGUAUAGGCAUCCUAGGCUCUCUUUCCAUCGCCCUUGGUUGCUGUUUGUUUUCGCUUUUCGCUGUUUUUUCGUGACGUACAGAACUGUUGAUGACUGAUUAAAAAGGCAUGUUUUCCAUCUUUUAUUUUUUUGACUCAUGGCUUUCGUUGCUACGAUUGACACGGAUCCGAACAAAAAACUCGCGUUUCUUCACCUGCUGUCAUAACUAGCGAUCUAUUAUAAGUAGUUGAAUUGCCCAGUCGCUGCCGAGCCAUAUUUGCAUGCUCCGCGGCUGCUUAUUCGUCAGACCCGAGAAUCUGAUUAUUUUACAGCUGUCUUCUCUAAAGGCCCUUCCAUUACUGGCAACUUGUCAACAUACACCGAAUUGCCCCCAUCUAGGCCAACAAACUGCUCCCCUUUCCGGGGUUCCCACCAUCUCAAGGAAGUCUGCUUUUUUGUGGAGGGCUUUAUGUCUCCCAAUGAUCAGAAUUAGAAAGAUCUUAUGCGCAUGUAAUCUCACCUGGACAGCCAGUCCAGGUCAUCAGUCUCUUGCGGUAAGGAUAGGAACUGGAGUUCCAAAUAGGAGACGUGAGAUAAAGAGUUACUGAUGUUAGCUGAUAACUGUAACCUAGCCCCUACAACGGGCCACGCAGAUGAUGUGCCGAACUAACUCGAGGGUCAAAUUAGGGCAUGGUACGCGUUAUUUAGGUUGCGCAUUCAUAACACAUGCUGCACAUGAGAGGACGUGAUGACACGCCUAGGCGCAGGCACGUUAAUUACACCCGAUAGUCCGACCGUUGUUGCCAACGAUGCCCACUGUGUGCUCCACAGCAAGGUGGGGCAGGCACGGUGACUUGCGCGUGAUUUAGUUUACAGUGGAUUUAGACUUGCGCUGCAUCUACUGCACUCAAUCUUCCUCCAUCACCUGGACCCGGUGUCAUGACAUAGUCAAGAAGACCGCGGACGGGCGAGGGCGCAGAUGGAUGGCACGGCCAAGCCCGCACCUUGGCGUCUCACUCCACACCCCCUGGUCCACACAAAAAACAACCAGGUUUUUGACCAACAGCAACAAAUAGAGUGGAGGCUGGCCGAAGUCGCAUCUAGGCGUGACGCCCACGCCCGGCUCGGAUCCCACACAGUGGGAGUGCCAUAAAGGCCAUAAAGGGAGCUGUUGCAGCCUGACUCUUAGACCACCAGUUGGCCGUUCCACAUUAGCAAAAAUUGGGCCUACUGCGAGCUCCAAGUUAUCCCGUUCAGUUGGCAACCUUCCAAGCCACGGUUCAAGCGCGUCAGAUUGUAUAUAGUGAGGAAAAUGCGCUGAGUCGUCGACCUCACUCCCCCUUCCCAUUCCAAACCUCCGGUCACCGCCUGAGCCGGUCGCAUCAGAUGACUGACCUACUUGGACAUUGUACUGGUUUUUCUGGGAAGAGUGGAGAGUGCGGUUAACUCUGAGGACCCCUUUCCCACGACACCCAGUGCAUAUUCCUCACCAUAAACAAUCUGAUUCACAUUUUAACCGGUACGCUGGGCUAGCAGUCGUGGCUUGCAAGGCUGUCAACUGACAAGCUAAUUCGCUCAUCUCAGGACGGAGACUGGGGUCCGCAGCGAUGCGUUCUUAAUGCAGUCUCUAUGACACUCGCAGUUUGUUGGAAUCCGGUCUGCCAACUGUCAAAAUCCGGUCCUCUCUGCACGGGUAAACGGACUGUUUACCUUUGUCAGUCUUCCUGACUUCUCUUUCACCACUUUUGAUAUGAUGUGGCUCACAGUGCGAUGAGGCCUUCCCGCCAAUACUUUUCUUCUAAAAAUGCCGACUACCUAGUUAGUCCUUCGCGGCGGCCGAAUCCUGUUCUCAAAUAAUGCAUGUACUUAUGUGACUUGAAUUCGCCGCGAUUGACUCUCUUUCUCAUCAGUUUAUAACACCGCCCUCCGCCGCUAACAGCAAACGUGCCUACUUGCGUUGGCUGUGCUCGUUCGCUCCUUUUAAAGAUAUUAAACCCUUUCUUUUGUCUGGACACUCCCGUUAUGCACGUGGUCAAUUAUCCCACCACUCGAGGUAGUCAUUAUUUUCUCACCCUUAGCGUUUGCCCGCCUGUAUUUAUUUGUUUUUUUCGUCUUCGCACGUCCCCCCGCUCCAGGCCAACCACCGUCUAGUCCGGAUCAGUGUCAAACUCUCUACUAUGAGCCACGCGCCCCUCCCCCCACUUCCUCGAAACAAUCUAUUGCCAACAACAACUCUGCACUGA